Messenger RNA from Striga asiatica, 1011 nucleotides. Lineage: Eukaryota; Viridiplantae; Streptophyta; Magnoliopsida; Lamiales; Orobanchaceae. The record is from the annotation of a GenBank genome assembly.
AUGGAGAGACGGCACAGGCUCGGGGCAUGCAUAGUUAUCUCCGGCACCAGCUGCUCCAUCAUCGAAGCCCCCGUCAGCUUCUCCACACGCGCCGCCAACUUCUCGCCGCCGCCGUUUUCGCACCGGGGGAUCAGCUUCGCCAUCUCAAAAGGUCCCGCUCGCAAUUUCGAUUUCCGGAAAAUUAGGAAAAUCGAGAGGACGCAGGCAAGUGCCGCGGCUAGGGCUACCAAAAUGGACAAGAAAUCGCCGGGGAAGGAAAUGCUAGAAAAAUGGGGGAAAGGUGAUUGGCUUUGGCCCAACCUCUUAUCACCACCAUUUUCUUCAGAUAAUCCAUCGAACGGCUUAUCUGAUACGGCCAAUGGAUACUUUUCAACAAGUGAAUUUCGAAUAAAAGCCUCGUCUUUACUGUUAUCAAGAUUCGGGUCCCCAGUGCCAGCAUCAUUCCGAGACUCAACUGGGCCCGACAAUUCAGCUAAAGCUUUCUCGUCUGCUUUUUCGGUUGCUGCUGCAUCUGAGGGGCAUUCUGAGCUACUGUUAAUAUCAUCUGCUCUUCGUGAUAAUUCCUGCGAGCACAAAUUGAGCUAUGAAUUCAAAAUUAAUACUUACUCGAGCCACAGAACAGACAGGAGCUUCAAUAUAAGACGAAGUACAGGAUGGAACUUGAAGAUGAGGGAAGGAAAUAACAUCACGUCACAACUUACCAAUAAGGAAGAACUUUCGACUGAGAUGAACUACCGAGCCUCAGCGAAUUUGCCUCAGACUGAUUACUGGUCGAAGGACAUCAAGAACCGAUUUCAAUGCCUGGAUUUUUUCGGGCUUCGAUAUUUUCAUGCACCGAUGCCUCCAGAACUCGACUUCGCAUUCCCUGGUCCAAGCCCGUUUCCGUUUUCCCCCGGCCCCAGAUUUACGAUAAGAUCCCUGGACAAUGUCCCUUAUAUCAGGACUAGCAUUUUCCUUUUCCCGCAAACGUUUUUGUCUGGAAAUUGUAGUGGACUCAUCUCGAACGAGUGA